Molecule: messenger RNA, 459 nt
Organism: Phyllostomus hastatus (greater spear-nosed bat)
Lineage: Eukaryota; Metazoa; Chordata; Mammalia; Chiroptera; Phyllostomidae
Product: keratin-associated protein 15-1-like
Exons: 1
Coding region: 1-459 (152 amino acids)
Source: RefSeq, a predicted model, not a curated record
AUGUCCUGCAGCCUCAGCUCCGGGAGCCGCUCCACCCGCUCCUACCGGCGGGCCCUGCGCUGCCCCGGCUCCCCCUGCGAGCCCGUCUUCCAGGGCCACGCCGUCUACUCUCCGGGCACCUGCCAGCCGGGCCCCUGCCAGCCGGGCCCCUGCCAGCCGGGCCCGUCUCUCUACGGCGGCUGCCAGGACGCCUACUGCGCACCCACCAGCUGCCAGACGUCCUGCUUCCGUCCCAGGACCUCCGCCUUCGGCAGCCCCUGCCCGUCCAGCUACUCGGGGUCCUCGGGAUGCGGCCCCACAGGCCUCAAGCCCUCCGGCUAUGGCAGCCCCCACGUCCAGUCUCUGGGCUGCGGGCCCAGCUUCUACCGCCCCACCCCCACUUGCUUUUCUUCCAGGAGCUGCCAGUCGGCCUGCGUCCAGCCGGCCUUCAGCCAUCGCUACUUCGGGCCAACUUACUGA